Messenger RNA from Saxophila tyrrhenica, 741 nucleotides. RefSeq lists its product as uncharacterized. Bases 1 to 741 code for a protein of 246 amino acids. The record is from RefSeq and is a predicted model, not a curated record. NCBI's taxonomy places the organism in Eukaryota, Fungi, Ascomycota, Dothideomycetes, Mycosphaerellales, Extremaceae. The transcript has a single exon.
AUGCCCCCUUCCGACCAGCCAGAAAGCCUACUCUUCACUAGACUACCAACCGAACUCCGACUAGCAAUGUACAAAGCUGCCUUGGACCUCGAGACGAACGAGGCCUUCAAUCUCUUCCGAACAUGCCAGUCAAUCAACAACGAGGCGCAAGAAGUCAUCUAUGAGCGGACCGCCAACUUCACCUCCCAGGCCGACUUCUUCGCCUGGGUUGAACGCAGCUCCAGCAAAAACCUCGCCUACGUCAAGUCCCUACGCCUGACUCUGACAGACGUGGACCUCGCUCCCCUCAUGGACCCACGCGCAUUCCGCGAGCCCAGCCGGCGGGUCGCCGUCUCAACGCUCUGCCAGAACGAGCUACAGCAGCUACAGAACAGCUUCGGUCCCCUGCCCAACCUAUCAAGCCUCACGGUCACACCUCCACGACGCCAGCAGCCAGCAUUCUCAGGAGCGGUCUUCCGGCCUUUCCUCGCAUCGCUUCCACUGCUCUGUCCACGGCUGAAGAACCUCGAGCUUGCUGAUAGCGAGGAGGUGAUCAAAAGCAUACCGGCUUUGUCGACGCUGACGAACGUGACCCUAUCACGACCGAUGCCGAAGCCGAGCUUGGAGGCGAUUGACGAGCGCAGGAAGAGUUCGGGUCGUGUUGCAGCUGUGGACCUCAGCGUUCUUGUUGGGAUGAUCCAUGAAGGUCGGAGAGCUGCUUCGGCUCCUGCGCAUUCGAUGACGGCGGCGCGGUACGCCUAG